GCAGUUCCCUGUACUAAUCAGCCUCUGACGUGAGGACAGGAGAGCUCUGGCUGCCCAUAGAGUAGCACAGCAAGGGACACAAACACCAAGAAAGACACAUUUGUGCUUUGACUGGAGAUCGUUGGGGGGCUCGGACACAUGGGGGGAUUAAUAAGAUCCACGUUUUUUUCCAUCAUUAUUUUUCUCUGUGUCUGAUCGUCUUUGAAUAAGCAAAAAUGGGGGAGUGGACCAUAUUGGAGCGCCUCUUGGAGGCGGCUGUCCAACAACAUUCUACAAUGAUCGGAAGGAUCCUGCUGACCGUGGUCGUGAUCUUCCGUAUCUUGAUCGUGGCCAUCGUGGGAGAGACCGUGUACAACGACGAGCAGUCCAUGUUUGUCUGUAACACCUUACAGCCAGGCUGCAACCAGGCAUGCUACGACAAGGCGUUCCCAAUCUCCCACAUCAGGUACUGGGUGUUCCAGACCAUCAUGGUGUGCUGCCCCAUCCUCUGCUUCAUCACUUACUCAGUGCACCAGUCUACCAAGCAGAAGGACCGGCGCUACUCCACAGUUUUCCUCUCCUUGGACAAAGGCAUGGAUUUUAUGAGGAGAGACAACAGACGGCUCAAGAAUACCAUUGUGAACGGGAUGCUACAGAACACAGAAAACUCUAACAAGGAAGUAGAGCCGGACUACACUGAGGUAAAGGAAAUUCACAACUCAGCCAUGCAAACUACUAAGUCAAAGAUGAGAAGGCAGGAGGGCAUCUCCAGGUUCUACAUCAUCCAGGUCGUGUUCAGAAACGCACUAGAGAUAGGGUUUCUGGUGGGUCAAUACGUCCUGUACGGAUUCUAUGUCCCUGGGGUGUAUGAAUGUGAUCGAUACCCUUGCAUGAAAGAUGUAGAGUGCUAUGUUUCACGGCCAACAGAGAAAACAGUGUUUCUCGUCUUCAUGUUUGCGGUCAGUGGUAUUUGUGUACUGCUGAACUUGGCAGAGCUCAAUCAUCUUGGCUGGACAAAGAUAAAAACUGCUGUCAGAGGAGUGCAGGCUAGGAGGAAGUCCACUUAUGAGAUCCGGAACAAAGACUGCCCAAGGAUGAGUAUGCCCAAUCUUGGGCACACCCAUUCAGGUGACUCUGCAUAUGUGUAAAUGCUUGUUAAACUUCCAUGAAGAGGCACAGCUGUGUGGAAAGAUACUUAUCAAGGCGACAAAGAAGACAACAUUUAGUCUUUUUAGUCUUUUAUUUGGGGUUUAAAAGAAGAAAAGUCACUAAUGAAAAAUCUGUUUUAUUGUUGUUUAUUUCUGAAAAGCGUCAACUGAUCCACUACAUGUAGGUCUAAACCUAACUGCAUUCAGCCACCAGAGUAUUUGUCAGCAAUGAUUAUGGGUGAUAAAUCUCAGCUCAUAGUUGGCUUUUCUAUUCAUCUCAAAUUUAUUGAAUCGGGUCAGAGCUCUGUUAGGUCAAUCAAAUUAUUUACAGUAAACUGGGAACACAUUUCUUUAUGACGUUGGCCUUUUGAACAUACAUAAGUCUUCACUACAUAUGCUGGAACACUGGUAAUAAAUAGAUUCAACCAUGGACACAUGUGCAGCAGAGGCAUAUCUAGACUGUUAGUCCACAAUGUACAUCAUGUUCCAAAGCAGCUGCUUUGCUCAUUAUGCAAAAGGAUAGUUUAUUUAUUUAUGUCAUAUUCACAUCAUAUUGAUGGAAAGUAGCAAUGGGAGAUAUUUAUCGUCCUUAGACAAAUUAAGGUCAUCAUGGAAUAUGUUGAUUGAUGGUUGAAAUCCAGUUUCACAGUGUGCAAUGUAGGUUUUAUCAACUUAAAAUAGCGUUCGGGAGUUCAGAAAUCUAUACGUUUGCGGUUUCAACCACUUCUGUAUUAUUGAACAGUAAGUGGGAUAUUUUGGAAGAUCUAAGUUUCACAGUCACUGUAGCAAUUUAAAUGCUAAUGUGUAUGGCAGCAAAUCACUGUCAAAAUUUGAGAGCGCAUGUCCGUCUCGUGCGAGAUAUUUGCUCGCUCGCGGAACGUGAACUUCCUCGCU
Messenger RNA from Gasterosteus aculeatus aculeatus (three-spined stickleback), 2021 nucleotides. It is a transcript of the gene gjd2b, whose product is annotated as gap junction protein delta 2b. Gene Ontology annotation, biological process: cell-cell signaling. NCBI's taxonomy places the organism in Eukaryota, Metazoa, Chordata, Actinopteri, Perciformes, Gasterosteidae. The record is from RefSeq and is a predicted model, not a curated record. Gene Ontology annotation, molecular function: gap junction channel activity. Gene Ontology annotation, cellular component: connexin complex.